CAGGUACACCUGUACCCGUUUGUGACUUCGCACCAACGGCUAUGUCUCGGGUAUAUGUGACGUUCGGAAGCAAUCACUUUAAAAACUAUUUCACACAAUUCAGUCUGCCAAAAGGCGAUCGUUAAUUUCGAUGCCGUUACGAUCACAUCCCAAAUCACCUCUGCACACCUGAGACGGUGUCUCAGUUUUUCUAAAUUUAGCACAGCGACAGGUACGACAAGCUCGCUUGCAAGAUGGCGUCACAGCCGAAAUGGGACAGACGACACCUGGGACUAGCAAAGUGAGUUAACCAUUCUGCAGUUAAACCAGCAAUGGCCUUAGACAACUGUGGAAUAAAUUGCUUCAGACUGGAUUACAAACAGGAGGCAAUGUGAACAAACUAUAAACAAUCACAGCUCAGCAUAGCAAGAGCACAAAGUCCUCAGCAAUCUACCAAUCCAUUCAAGAUGCUUCUCUUGCUGUGUCUUCAUUUGUUUUUAUGUUUUCAUUGGACAGAAGGGCAGAUCGCCAAGAGUAGUUACUUCAUGGACUCAAGGAGUGAUUGCUACCUUGGAGGCUACCUUCUUAUACCCACAGGCAACGUUGUCAAUAUUAACAGCCGCAAUCCUGUUGGUGGGGAUUCGGAUAUUUUGAGCUGCACCUACCGCUUCAAACCACAGGACUCUGGAGCAGUAAUGGAUGUCCGAUUCGAUAGUUUCACUCUUUCUGACUGUGACAUAACUCUCAGAGUUGAACUCAGUGGAGCUAAUACAUACACUCUUGGAUGCAAAGAUAGUCAGCCAAACCCCAUGACAGCUGAUAAUGGUUUGGCUACAGUGGCACUAACAAAAAGAACCGUUGAUGAUAAAGACUACUACUUUGCACUCACAAUCAGAGCAUACAGAAAAGAUAAUACUCUGGUCCAAGAUGAAAGCCCAGUUGCAAUUGGCUUGAUUGUUGGUAUCGUUGGUGGAAUUAUUGGGUUCUUAGUCAUAGUUAUCAUCAUGAUUGUGUGUUGCUACCGCAAAAAGAAGAGAUAUUUACGAGCACGAGCAGAGAGUGAACAAACAGGGGGCCUCUCGUACACAGUUUCUCCAGCUCACAGUUAUGGCUACGAUGUCAAAGAUCCGAAACAGAGGGUGGAUGUGUAUGAUGAUGAUACUCCAAGUUCCAAAAAAAAGCUUCUUAUGUCUCAGAGCAACAGAGGCAUGGACCCUCGUGACCAGUCUGAAUCAGAAUCUGAAACUAAGGACAAAGAGCCUGAUAUCAUCCGUCAAUUAAACAAAAGUCCUUCAAAGACAGCUGCCUUAAAUUCUGAAAAUGACAGAAUGCGUCGUGGCACUCAGGGUCAAGGCUGGCAAAGUCAGCCAGCAGGGAAGAAAGAGGAAUCUGUUGUUAGAUCAGAGGAGAAAGAUAAUGGAUCACAAAGUUCCUCUUUGCUGAGUGCCCUGCAUAACAAUCCACGUUUCCGUGCCUCAUUCCAUUUUAAUGAAGCCGAUGCAGAAGAGAGAGCUCAGCGAAUUUCCCAGAGCAGCGUGACAAAUGAAACUGGAAGUGAAUCGGCAGCAUCUGGUUCAUGGAACACAUCCUUUGACACUCAGCUUAGUGAGGAUGACCGCCCCAAAGGUCGCAGUGUACCCAAGCCACCUCCUUUGCCACCUGUGCCAAUGUCACCAAGAGCACAGACUCGCUCCCAAAACACUGCCGCAAUUCGUCGGGCUCCUCGUCCUUCUUCUUCCACUUCAGAUAUUGUUCAGCUUCAGAAUAACAUUGAAGAUGGUGACAUUGGCAUCAGAAAGGUCAACCCACACCCUGAUCCACCCUCACCUAGUGAAAUUGUGCCAAUUCGCAUCAAGGACACCCAGCACACUUUGCGGCCAGAUCGUGCCAGAAAGACACCUGAAGAAAAAAAUCCAAAGGGAGUGCAAUCAGCUUAUGAAUUAGGAAGAGAAGUGAAAGCCAAAGAAGACUUCCCAAAGCAAAGUAAACCAGAGAAACCCUCCAAGCAUGACUCCAAGACUAAUACAAGUCAAGAUCCUGGUGGACCAAGGACAAAUAAGGCUGAGAAAUUCAGCCAACCACCAGAUGGCAGAGCUGGCCCAAAUCUAGAGCCUGAGGGACGAUUCAAAAAGGCUACAAACACUCGAAAAAAGACAAACACCAAGUCCCCCAGGAUGGGACGAUCUCGCAGCACUGGAAGUGUUUUAGAUGAGCUUGAAUCCUUGGGGCGUUCAGGUGUCCCAAAUUAUAAGGUGCCUGAGGUGACAGCUGAUGAUUACGAAGACAGUGAUGUUGAAAGCAAUUACAAUCCUUUACGCAGAACUGGAUCCAAGAACUCCCUCUACGCUUCUCGAUCAUCACUGUAUGGAAGACGCAGGCGCAGAAGCUCUAUAAGUGAGUCUGUGGCAUCAGUUGCUUAUGAUGACAUGGACUACCCGGAAUCUGACCGGUUCAGUGAGCGACGGCUUUCACGGCGGGACCGAGCCUUUAAGUCACUCGGCGACUUAGAAUCUGAAAUGCGUAACCAUGCCACCCGCUCAACCCAGACACUGCGGGAGUGUGCCACACAGACUGGCAAAGGGUUUGCAAAUGUGACUCCAGGUAAGAAGACAGUGGUCAAACGAACCAAACCUAAAAGCGUCCAUUCCUCGACAACCCAGACAGCAAAAUCACACGAGCGCAAAGGUUCAGCUUCAUCAAUGUCUGGUUUAACCAAGCACCGAGAGAGGAAGAAUUCCACGUCAUCCACAUCUGGCAUUUCAAAGCCAAGAGAGAGGAAGAACUCUGCAUCAUCCACAUCUGGCAUUUCAAAGCCAAGAGAGAGGAAGAACUCUGCAUCAUCAAAUUCUGGGAAGCCUAAAAAGCCAAAAAAUGAAACAGAAAAAAAGACAGCACUUUCAGGUCAACAGGAGACCAAGAGGCCCGAGACUAAACCAAAACCCAAAGUGAAACCUCGCAAGUCAACAGCUCAGGGAACAGAUUCUGGAAAUGAGGUAGAUGGUGGGAUGACUGAUCAGUCCUCAGUGAUUACAAACAGCACUGCUGCACAGUCCAUCAAUCCGGCAAUUCUAGGGCAUCCCAUGCACCCAACACAAAUCUACCCACCUCCCUAUUCCAUGGUGUACCCACCUCAUCUGGCCACAGGUCAGCCCCCAGUUAUGAUGCCUCCCCCAUCACAACCAGGGAUGCAUUCUGUCUAUGGGAAUGUUGUCGUGCCCAGUUAUGGUAUGGCACCACAAGGUGCCAGUUCCACUGUUCCCAACCUAGCAGCACAACCUAAAGGAUCCAAGUGGGAACAGCUGUGCAGAAUGACGGGGGCAGAGUCUGGUGCAGUGGCCGACUCUUUUGAAACAGGAUCGGUAGCAGGGUCUGUCUUCAGUAAUCCUGCUCCAAACAAUCCCUACAGCUCUUAUAGUUUCAAUACUGUGCAGACUCAACCUCCACCUGCAUUUUCUGCUUCUGCAUCUGAUUACUAUGCAGGAUCUGAGAGGAGUGUCCCACACUCAGGCAGAGCUCCUAGUGAAGCAUCGCAUCAAGCAGGGCUACCUUCCAGAUCUUCUUGGGAUACCUUGAAGGAGAUGACUGAAAGGCGGCAGAACAUUUCGUUUGCUAGCCAGGGUAGUGAUUCCCCGCCAUCAGAAAGUAAUGUUUAAACUUUAAACUUUCUGUCCCAACUUCCAACAUCUGGAAUAUUGAAUGCAAGUGCUGCAUAGAAUAAAUGAAUGCUGGUGAUGGCUUUCAUUUGCCUGUGCCAUAGGCAGCUCUGAUACAGUUUAAAGGUCCCAGCUUUUUGCAGCCUCAUUUUUUUUUCACGGAGCAAAGUUUCUGAAGAUGUCUGCUGCUUCAACAGGUGCAGGCUGUUGAUCCUUCAACACUGCUUCCAACUUCACAUAAGCAGAUCUUGCAUGUUGACAGCUAUGCCUGCAGAUUUCUUCCACUAGAGAGUUGAGUGUAAAACAUGUUAAUAGCGAAAAUCUUUUACAUCUUGUGAUCAUUUAGACUGAUGGCCUUUGUAGACUGACCAGAAGAAGGAAUGCAUAUGUAAGCACAGUCUGUGGGCAUACACAUUUGCAUGAAAGCCAACACAAUUAUAAUUCCGCAUUGAACAUGUAUCUAGAUCAGAAGACUAAAACCUAGUUAAAGGAAUUCAUCCAAUGAACAAUAAAAGUUCAAUCCAUUUGACUCUUGUUGCCAAAAUGAAAACCAUACAUUUAGCAAAUCUGUUUUCUUUGCAAAAGUUUCAGAGACACUUCGAGAAAGAUAUGGAUAUCUAGGCUGAUUUUUAAAAAUUUUAUUUUUCAUUCGCUGGGAAACCAAUAGAGUAUACUGAAAGACUGCUAAAGCAAAUGACCUUGGUCAUGGUGCUCAGCAUAGCAAAAGAUAGUGUUUGCUGUUUAAAGAAAGACUGAUCUGAUUAGUGCCUUUGCUGCCUCAUUUGAUCCUUUAUUUCUUGUUCCUGCAUACUACCUAGAGUAUCUGGUGAUCUCAUUUUCAUGAUGGAGAGAGUUGUGUUUUUAUUUUGUGCCUAUUGCAUUCUCAUUUUUUAUUUUAUGGCUUUGGUUUCAUGAAGAGAAACUGUACAUUGCAAUUCUUUUUCUGCAUUUAGUUAAUAACCUGUUAUUAAGACUGCUGCUGCAUCAACCGUAGUGUUCCAUAUCACAAGACAUUCAGAAGUUUCAAAGAAAAAAGUACGAGCUAAGUCUACUUUGGUUAGCUCUAAGAUGACUACAUUCAUUUCUUAUUAGCAUCAGUGGCAGAUUUCUCAGGUAUUCUCUCUUCCCAGGAGCCUUCCUUUCUUCCACAUAUGCAAUGUCCACUUACUGGUGAUUUCCAACAAACUCUCAGAGGGACACACCCAAGAUAAUACUCAUUGUUGAUAGAGGCUUUGUAGACCUUUGGGGUAAAGAUCCAAUGGAAUCUAUUUUUGUUUGGACAAGUGAUGGGCCCCAUGUUGGUCGUCAGCUGUCUACCUUGUGAUUUAAAGGUUUGGAGCCAUGGACAGAGUUUUUUAGCAUUCCAUUCUUCAAAGGAGGAGAUGAGGGCUGCUUAUGCCUCUCUUUACUUGUGCAUUUUGUUAAAUGCUACAUUGAGGGAGGUUUUAUCAUGCACUACUUUAAUCAGAACAUAGAUCCAUCUGUAUGCACAUUACAAAAACUAUUUUUUGCAUGUUUGUGAUUUUUUUUAUAUUUUGUUUCACUGGGAACUCAUUAGCAGCUUCAGUAGAUUUUUAUAGACCUAGAGAUGGUUUUGCAUUAUUAGGUUAAUUCAUUGGCACAAUCUUAUGACCAUUCAGUGUAUCAUGUGUAUAGCCUAAUGAAACAUUAUUUUCUCCAAAUAUGUCUUGCUAUGACCAAAAGGAUGCAAAUAAAACUUUCACAUAAGCCAGUUUGUUCAUCAUCACAACACUAGUAAUGUCACUGAAUGCUGUUAAAAGAUCAAGAACUAGCAACCAAUCAUGUUUGCUAGGCAGGAUCUUUAGUAACAUUUAGAAAAAUACAGAGUUUUGGAAGUAACCUGUCAAAAUGAUAUAAUCAUAGUUAUUUUGCACUUGGACAUGCAUUCAACUCUGUUUAAAUUCGGAGUUUUAAAGUCAUUUUAAGAUUAUGCUACUAACCUUAGCAAGGAAAGAUAUUGAGGAUCUCUGGAAGUAUGUUUCAAAAUUUCAAGGAAAAUUUUCAUGAAGAAGUCAUUCUGUGAAAGAGCUUCUCUGACCUAUCAAACUUAAUCCUGGACCAAAGCAUUCAUUGUGGUAAUACAUAUCUAGAAUUCAGUUAAAGGUAUUUCGCAAAGAUUAUUGCUGUAAAGUCCAGAAAUGUGGAGUUGUCAUAUCAAUAGACAUUUUAUACAGUUCAGGGGUCGUAAUAAUGUCUGGAGUCAGGGCUUGUGCUUGUCUGUAAUGGCUUAUUAAUGGUUAUUUGAUCAUAAUGUGUUGUUGGGUGUCAUAAAUGUUAUGCUUGGCAGUUUUUAAACUGUUUCUUCUGUUUUGGGAAGAAAUCCAGUUCGAUCUUUGAUUUCAUUCUUUCACAUCCACCACUUUGUUCACAAAGGUCUUUUUCACAGGGUGUUGCUGUUCUAGUCAAUACUCUGGGAGUUAAUGUAUGUCUGAUGAUUUUGCUUUUUUAAUAGUGAAUGCAGCUUUUACAUUAGGUUUUUGACUGAGAAUUUUUAAAUGCCCAGAGCUGGCAUAUUAGUAGAAACAAAUUCUGAGAAUGGUUUGUGUAUUGUCACCAAACAAAAAGGCAGGAAUAAAUUUAACAGUGUUAUAUGAAAGUACUUCACGUUAUAGUUACAGAAAUGCAGAAUUUUUAGCCUGAACUUGUAGGCUCGUACUCUGAGCUCAUUCCAAACAACGAUGAAUCACUUUCAAGACUGCCUUUGAACAAAAUAUGAAAUGAACAAUUCAUGACCAUUAUUGUCAUGUUUGUGUUAAAGAUCACAGCGGGCUUUGAUUUGCAAACAUGCAUCAGUUCAAUUUUCUUAAGAACAGUGAUCAGAUGAUGUGCAUGUUUGUCCAGACUAAAAUAUGAAUGCUAAUAUGAACUUUUCAGAUUGUAUUGAUGCAGAUUGGGCUGGGACAAUUCCUUUUAUGGCUAGACAUUACAUAGACUUUCAGUUUGAUUUCUGUUAGAAUUUUUUACCUUUUUUCAGGGGGAGUGGGGGUAGUGAGACUGUAAGGAAUGGGUAUCUCCACUUUAAACCAUCAUGUAUAAAUUUUGUCACAAAUGGAUGAGUGGUUAAAAUCUUUUUGCUUUACCUACUUAACUUUUAUAGUUGAUAAUUGCAAAAUAGAAUUGUAGGUUAGCAUAUAAAUAAAACAAAAAAGACACUGAAUGGCAUGUCUGAUGUAUAUAUAUAUAUGAUUACAUUGCAGAAAUUGUAUUUAUACCUGCUCAAGUAGGCUAGAGAUUAGUAUGGAAUAUGUAUGCGUUUGCAUGUGCAUGUACAAAAGAAAUUGAGAUCACAAUACUUAUGAAGUUGUAUAUUUUUGUUUAAUCUGGGUCUCUGUAAAACUUUUCAGAGGCAUCAACACACAAUCCAAGCCUUGAUAUUUUGAGUAAAAUAUUUAUGGCUCAGUUUCAUGACAAAGACUAUAUGGUUAUGUCAAGAAAUGUUGCUGUCUAAUUUGUUUUAUGCUUCUGACUUUCUUUGAUUUAAAUGUUACUUUGGCAAACAUAAAAAUGUACAUUUUGCCUCCCAUCUAGAUACCCCAUAGUAGGAUCUGUAAUACCAGAAAUUAAAAUGCAUGUACAUUCAGUUUUAUCCUAAAAUACGCGAAUAAAGCUUUGUAAUUAGCUUGAUAGUAUUGGGGUGUCUUGUUGCAGCCCUAUGCUCCUUGUCAGACACAGAAAUCAUUUUGGAUCUCACAGUUAAUAUAAACAUAGUUACCACUGCCACUUAAAAAGAUUCUUUUUCUUCCUAUUCACCCCUAGUACAGCACAGGGCCGACUUAUAAGGAUUGGGCAAAUAUGUUGGUGGCAAUCAUUUUCAUGUAGAAUGGCAUUUCAUAUGUACAUAGCUCAAUGCUUUAAGAGCUGCAGGUUACUAUAACUUGCUUGUAACAAAAGUAUUAGCCUCUUUUUAGGCUUUAGAAAAGAAGUCCAUAAAUUGCAUGUUUUGUUUUGUUUUAAGCUUGACUGUCCACUUGUUUAAGAGAUGAUUGUGGGUUUUUUUUUUUAAACAGUGACUCAUUAACUAAUGACAAGAUUUUUCUUUUUUUUUUUUUAUUAUUCAUUUGAAUCUUCAUGGAGAUUUUUUUUUAAUCCAAGCCCUGUCUAAUGAGACUGAUUACCCCUACAUCUGUUAAUUUAAAAUUUUAGAUUUUAGUCUCAUAUGUUAACAUCAUGCACACUAAAAGCCUUCAGGACUGCAAACAGGUAACUCAUCUUGUAAGAAGCCUUCUUGCCAGAGUGGUUAGUCAUUCACUGACAAAGUAUUAUAGUCAGCAAUGAAUGUAUGUCUUGUGGUUAAAAGAAUUAUCUUUUUAUAUGCUUGAUCAACUUCAAACACCCAUGUUUUCUUUUACCAGAACACUAUAACUUAAAGAAUCCCAACAUCUAGGUACUUUUGUAAAGUGCAGGAUCAUGCCCUCUCAUUUUGUGUGCUUGUGUAUAUAGUUGUAAUAGUAAAGUUUUGUUUCCUGAUUUUGUUCUUAAGUAGUGUACAGUUUAGUUUUUAUAUCCAUGUAAUGAUGCGUUUCCAGUUACACUUUAUCUUGUACACUCUAUUUUGAACUUUAGAAUAAAUAAAAUUCUAAAUUUG
Pomacea canaliculata is the source of this 8238-nucleotide messenger RNA. RefSeq names its product muscle M-line assembly protein unc-89-like. The record is from RefSeq and is a predicted model, not a curated record. The coding region runs from base 447 to 3632 and encodes 1061 amino acids. The transcript has 6 exons. Lineage: Eukaryota; Metazoa; Mollusca; Gastropoda; Architaenioglossa; Ampullariidae.